UCUUUCUUUGAUUCAUACUUUGUGGUGUGCUUUUACUGAUGGGGUGCUGAACUGCUGUUGAUAGGAAGUGGUUUUGCUCAGUUUUUUUCCUUGCUUGCUUUGUGCUGCCUUAGAUGAAACAAGAUUUGUAGCCUUCAGAAGGGGGCCAUUUCACAUUUCCCGCUUUCUUUUUAAAAGCUGAAACUGGAUGUUGAUGUGAGAGAUGAGAAAAACUGUGCACAACAGAAUAUAGGAUAACCGUUUAUGAAGGCCUGAAUGUAACUUCCACCACUGGACCUUCUGGCACAAUUGGUGAAGGCCAAAUAAGUCUCUUUCAGCCUUUGAGCAAACUUAAGACGUCUGUCUCAGAUACUGACAUAUUAAUCAUGCAGCAGUUAGCAGCUUCUGAUACCAGCAUAGGAAAGCUACGUCCUUCCCAUGAAAGCACAGGUGCUGUUCAGAUGAGGAUCAAAAGUCCCAGCAACACCCAUGACAGAUCCAGCCAAAGCAAAUCUAUGAUACUCUCUGAGAAUCUGAAAGUCAUUGAGCCUCUGUCUCGUCAUAGAAGGAAUCAUUCCCAACACAAUAUACCAUAUUCUGACUGCAUUGGCCCAUUGGAACAAAUGAUAAUCAAAGAAGGCUACCUUCUAAAAGCUAAAAUUGCAGAUGAAGGCAAGAAGCUAAGGAAAAACUGGACUUCUUCUUGGCUUGUUCUCACUGGUCGGAAAAUAGAAUUUCAUAAAGAAUCUAAACAGCCAGCUGUGGCCAAUCUGAAAGGAUCCAAACCGGAAUGGCUGGACUUGUGUGGAGCACAUAUUGAAUGGACUAAGGAAAAGUCUAGCAAAAAGAAUGUCUUCCAGGUCACAACAGUUUCAGGAAAUGAGGUCCUUCUUCAAUCAGAUAUUGACUUCAUCGUAUUGGACUGGUUCCAUGCUAUCAAAAAUGCAAUUGACAGAUUGCCUAAAGAGAAGAGUUACAUACCAAAGAAAAAUGAGCUCAAAAUUCAAAGAUCUUCUAGUUCCGAAUUGCUGGGUUUUCAUGCUGAUAGUAAGGACCCAAAAACAGGAAAUAGAAAGUCUUUAAUUUUCAGGCUGAACUACAGCAAAUCUGAUACAAAUGACAGAAGCCAAGUUAAAAGCAGAUUAAAGAAGUUUAUCACUCGAAGACCUUCUCUGAAAACUUUGCAAGAAAAAGGAAUCAUUAAAGAUCAAAUUUUUGGGGCUUAUCUGCACAAUGUGUGUGAACAUGAUGGCUCUACUGUCCCUCACUUUGUUAAAAUGUGCAUAAAAGCCGUUGAGGAACGAGGUCUGGAUGUUGAUGGAAUAUACAGAGUCAGCGGCAAUCUGGCAACGAUACAGAAGUUACGAUUUGUUGUCAAUCAGGAAGAGAAGCUGAAUUUGGACGACAGCCAGUGGGAGGACAUCCACGUUGUCACCGGAGCACUCAAGAUGUUUUUCAGAGAGCUGCCUGAGCCACUGUUCCCAUACUGCUUCUUUGAACAGUUUGUGAAGGCAAUAAAAAUCCAAGAACAUGACAGCCAGGUGAAAGCCAUAAAGGACCUUGUACAGAGAUUGCCCAGGCCAAACUACGACACCAUGAAGAUAUUGUUUGCACAUCUGCAGAAGAUAGCAGCCAAGGAGAACAUGAAUCUUAUGUCACCCCAGAGUUUAGGAAUUGUUUUUGGACCAACUCUCCUUCGACCUGAAAAAGAGACAGGAUCCAUGGCAAUUCACAUGCUGUAUCAAAACCAGUUGAUUGAGCUGAUGCUAAGUGAAUAUACCAAGAUCUUCAGCUCUGACUGACAGACAGAGAAUGUUGCUGAAUAUGUUCACAUCUGUCUUGAUACCUAAUAUUUUUACAUUUCUGUAAACAUCUUUCUGAAAUAUUUCUUUUUCUUUCUAGUGACAGAUGCCUCAUUUUGUGAAAACUUAGUGAUGAUUUUGUCUUUACAUUUCCAAACAUUGGAAUAAAAAUAUUUUAUUUGCUUAUAUGUACUCAGGAUUAACCCUUUGCACAACUCAGUCUUUGCCAGUACAUCUCCAGCAUUUCGCCUUUGUGCAUGUCUUUAUUUACAGCCAAGAAUUGACUAUACAACUGGGUCUGGCAGGUCAGAUAGUUGGAAGUCUUGACCUCAAGAUGCUAUUGAUAAAUAUCAGGUCCAUUUGUAACCAAAUACUGGUUGUGGAUGAGCAAGCAGACCUGGCAUGUAUUAUCAAAACUUGGUUGGGCAAGGGUGGGAACACUGUCCUCUCUGAGAUAUUCUAUCCCAGGUUUUGUAUCCCUCAGCAGCCCUGACUUCAAGGUAGAGGAGGCAUGGUGGUGAUGAUUCUUUGGUACACUUUAGCAGCGGUUGGGAGCUGUGAUCUACACAAUGUGAAUGCCUGUAUUUGAAGUUGGACUGUAGGAGCAAGCUAGGGAGUCUGCCUAGCAGAAUUCCUUUGUGAUCUCCUGGACUUCAUUGAUAAGUUGAUAUUGGCUAUUAGUGCUUGAGGACUUAAAUCUCCUGAGGAGAUCCGAGAAGAGUCAGGAAUUUAUUGUCCCAGAGAUGACCAGAGCAUUAGAUGUGAUACACGAUUGUCCCAAGUGGUCUUUUCCUAUCUACUGAUCCUGAGGUGGUUUUUAACUGAGGAGCUCCAAGAAAUGAAAUGAGAGAAGAGAUGCUCAGAGCACUAAUGAAGGAAGACUAGAAGUGAACUUAACCAAACAUCUGUAAGAGCUAACAAUUUUGCUUACACCAGGGCAGUAAGAAGUAUCAAUACUCUACCCUAGUAGCAUCAGUAGUUUCAUCCCCAGCAGCUUUCUCUGGAGUACACCACUCCAUUUAGGGGGAAUGAUUACCAGGAUGAUCUAUCUAUAGGCUAGAUUAAGACUGAAAUUAAUUCCUGAACUUCAAUGCUUUAAGUACAACUCUGUAUUAAUUGCCAAAGUAUUCAUACAUUGCCCAUUUUAAAUUGCCAUCACUUCAUAAAGUUUUGUUGUUUCCCAGCU
Molecule: messenger RNA, 2967 nt
Organism: Candoia aspera
Lineage: Eukaryota; Metazoa; Chordata; Lepidosauria; Squamata; Candoiidae
Gene: ARHGAP15
Product: Rho GTPase activating protein 15
Exons: 15
Coding region: 366-1781 (471 amino acids)
Biological process (GO): regulation of GTPase activity; signal transduction
Cellular component (GO): cytoplasm
Source: RefSeq, a predicted model, not a curated record